Emericellopsis atlantica is the source of this 1676-nucleotide messenger RNA. Its product is annotated as P-loop containing nucleoside triphosphate hydrolase protein. The record is from RefSeq and is a predicted model, not a curated record. NCBI's taxonomy places the organism in Eukaryota, Fungi, Ascomycota, Sordariomycetes, Hypocreales, Bionectriaceae. The transcript has 5 exons. Gene Ontology annotation, biological process: mRNA export from nucleus; mRNA splicing, via spliceosome. The coding region runs from base 200 to 1504 and encodes 434 amino acids. Gene Ontology annotation, molecular function: ATP binding; RNA helicase activity; RNA binding.
AUAGAUCACCCAAGCUCGUCUCCCUUGCAGCUUGGUCAAUCAUUGUUCUUCAACCUCGCCUCUACUACUUUGAUCCGCCCUUUCGUUGCGGCGUUCAAACACAUUUCUUUCCUACGCGCGGUGCAUACUCAACUUGCGCGCUACACAACAUUCGACGCGACGUUUGACCAACUUCGAGAAAACAAGCUCAACUUUCACCAUGUCUCACGAGGAGGAUCUCAUCGACUACUCCGACGAGGAGGUCGGCGGCAACGAGCCCGCGGUCGCCUCCAACGGCAAGAAGAACGCUGAGCCUGCGGCAGCGACCAAUGUCGACAAGAAGGGCAGCUACGUUGGCAUCCACUCGACCGGUUUCCGCGACUUCAUGCUUCACCCACCGCUGGUUCGCGCCAUCGGUGAUUGCGGUUUCGAGCAUCCUUCGGAGGUCCAACAAAAGUGCAUUCCCCAAGCCAUGCUGGGUGGCGACAUCAUCUGCCAGGCCAAGUCUGGUCUGGGUAAGACUGCUGUCUUUGUUCUGGCGACUCUUCAGCAGAUCGAGCCUGUCGACGGCGAGGUUUCCGUUGUCGUCAUGUGCCACACCCGUGAGCUGGCAUACCAGAUUCGUGAUGAGUACAAUCGCUUCAGCAAGUACCUUCCCAACAUCAGGACUGGCGUCUUCUACGGUGGAACACCCAUCAAGACCGACCAGGAGGUCAUCAAGAACAAGGAUACUUGCCCACACAUCAUCGUCGGAACCCCUGGCCGCCUGAAGGCCCUUGUGCGCGACAAGAUUCUGCGUCUCGGCAGUGUGCGCAUGUUCGUUCUGGACGAGUGCGACAAGAUGCUUGACCAGCCAGAUAUGCGCGGCGACGUCCAGGAUGUCUUCCGUGCCACUCCUCCUCAGAAGCAGGUGAUGAUGUUCUCGGCCACUCUGUCCGAGGAGAUCAAGCCCAUUUGCCGCAAGUUCAUGCAGAACCCCACGGAGCACUACGUGGACGAGGACACCAAGCUCACGCUGCACGGUCUUCAACAAUACUACAUCAAGCUCGAGGAGAAGGAGAAGAACAGGAAGCUCAACGACCUUUUGGACGAGCUCUCCUUCAACCAGGCCAUUGUCUUCGUGAAGAGCACGUCCCGUGCCACCGAGUUGAACAAGUUGUUGGUGGAGUGCAACUUCCCUUCCACUUGUGUCCACUCCGGUAUUUCUCAAGAGGAGCGUAUUCGCCGCUACAAGGAGUUCAAGGACUUCAAGAAGCGUAUCUGCGUCGCCACCGAUGUCUUUGGUCGUGGUAUCGACAUUGAGCGCAUCAACUUGGCUAUCAACUACGAUUUGUCGAAUGAUGCGAGCUCGUAUCUGCACCGUGUCGGUCGCGCUGGCCGUUUCGGAACCAAGGGUCUCGCUGUCUCCUUUGUCAGCACCGAGCAGGACCAGGAAGUCCUCAAGGAGAUCGAGAAGCGUUUCGAGGUCGCUCUUCCUGAGUUUCCCAAGGAGGGCGUUGCCCCUGAGACGUACAUGGCUACCUAAGGAAUCCGCGUACUCGUCUCGCGCAGGACGUCAGCCUGAGGGGUUCUUAGGCGUCCCAGGAGAAAUGGCAGGGUUCCAUGGGGCUGGGAAUGAAAUUAUGCGCUCUGGGUUCCCGUGUAGUUCAAUUUGAUUUACUCGGUAAAAUGCAAUUAUUACAACGUUGUCUGCCAAA